This is a messenger RNA of Aphanomyces astaci, 2278 nucleotides long. RefSeq lists its product as hypothetical. The record is from RefSeq and is a predicted model, not a curated record. The transcript is spliced from 2 exons. The coding region runs from base 84 to 2009 and encodes 641 amino acids. Lineage: Eukaryota; Oomycota; Saprolegniomycetes; Saprolegniales; Verrucalvaceae.
GCCCCGUUGACUCACGACGACGACGGCUUGAUAGCGCGGAGGAGCGGCGCGUAUCAUACCUAUAUCAUAUCGUCCUAGGCGUUAUGGCAUCUGCAGAUGAGAAGAUGGAUCUUUCCAAGCGGAAGAUUCCACGCAAGACGUUGAACGAACAACUCCCUACGCGAACGCGGUCGCGAGGCAAAGAAAAACCAGUGGACGUCGCGACAAGUGCGAGUACUCGAAGCGACGGCGUGACGCCACCGCGGUCGCGAAGCACGCCCGGCAAGGAGCGCACCUCGUCGUCGUUGUUGAAUGCGCCGCCUCGCACAUUCUCCACCGCUCUGUCGUCGGCCAAGUUGUUGCCCGUGGAGCAGGAGCAGCAGCUCCAGGCGAUGCUGACCUCGAAUCGCUUCGAAGAUGCAGCGACAUGGAUCAGCGGAUCCACGUACUUGUCCGAAAAGUACCAGCUCGCGGACGUCGUGCGCUUGGUGCUGGACAAUCGCCAGUUCGACCUGGCAGGUCGGCUCAUUCGCGAGCACAAGCUAGCCGAGAACCAGCAACUGGUGACGUAUUUCGUCAUGGAACUCGUCCGCAGCGGCCGCUUCCACCUCGCCGUGCGAUACGCGCAGGAGCUGGUUCCGCACUUCAACGCCCCCGUCGUCGACCCUUCGACCCGCCCCAUGUGGACGCCCAGCACGCUGGUCAAGGCCAUGAUCCGUGUGCAGCAGUACAAGCCCGCGCUCAAGUACACGCUGCAAUUCCACUUGGAAGGCGAAUUCCCCGUCAAGAAGUUUGUCCAAGGGAUGCUCCAUGAAAAGACAUGGCUCGACGCGUUUACCGUGAUCCUGGAACACAAAUUAGAGACUGCGUUCUCUCUGGACAACCUGAUCGACAACCUCCUGGGCGAGCAGCAAUGGUCAGCUGCCAUCAAGUGCGUGAAAAUGGCCAAGCGAACCGCCGUGUACACGGGGCCGGUGCUCGUGCGCCACAUGAUUCAAAGCGGCGACUUCCUCUCGACGUUGCACUACCUCAAGGCGUUCGACUUGACUGGCGACGUGGCCUUGGUGCGCCACAUGCUCGACUUUAUGUGCCGGUACGGAGAACUGUACAAAGCGCUCAAGUACUCGGUCAAGUUUGGACUGGCGGCGGAACCAGCGUACGACCCGCGCCGCCUCAUCGAUAUGGCCAUCGACCGUCGCCAAUUCCACGUCGCGCAGCUGUACAUCAAGCGCCUCAAGCUGGACGACCUGUAUCAGGACGAUCUGCGGCACAUUGCGCACGAGAAGGACCAUCUGGCGGCGUCCUUCCGCGCGCUCAUGGCCGAGAAACGCCAGCGCCAACUCUCCCCCGACGUCCAAGCCCGGAUGCAAGCCUGCCUCGGAGACCUCUACGAGCCACCAUCUGACGAAGAACGCGACGUGGUCGUGUCUGUGCACGAGCAAGUGUUCGCCAAGAAGCAACCCAAAGAGACGACCCCGUCGUCGCUGCUCGAACGCCUCCGACAGUUCAAAGUAGACGAUAAACAGCAGCUGCCCAGUGGAGGCAGUCGGGUCUUCUUGACGUCGUUCCCAGCCCAAAACGCCUUCCACUCUGAAGGCACAUUGGACCAAUCCUUUGCCGACGUCGACCGCGCGUUUGCGUACCCUUCGCCCCCGCCGGCAUCUCUCCCUGCCUUCUCCCCGCCGCUUCCGCCAUCGCAGCAGCCCCCACAAUACACCCCCCCGCCGCCCCCCAUCCACCGCCACCAGUUCUACAUGCCGCCCCCUCCCCCGCUGCCUUCCCAACCACCCCCGCCACACCCAUCGACCUCGUUCGCGCCGUCGUCUUUUGCACCACCGCCCCCUACUCCAUUUUACGGGUACCAACCCCCUCCCAUCACGUCGUCCGUGGCGUCGCUCGCCAUGCAAUUCCACGUGCACCACCCCCUUCCCCCUCCCCCCCCUCCUCCAUUGCCUCGACAGACCCACCGGUCGUUUGUGCCCAGCUUGAGCUUAAAACCAUCGCCCGUUGGCCCCAAGCAGCACCAGUAGUACCAUCACCCCCACCAGCAGUUGCAUAACAUACUCACACACUUAGACCAUUCAAACCUAUACUUUUAGACUUGCUGGGGACGAUGCUGAUUGGCCAUUCACAUCUCUUGAAACUUAUCCAACCUCACACCUUGGCUUUCAAAUUGCGUGGAAUGUCCUGGAUCGCCUUGCCUCGAAUCGAAUACAGACGCUCCGCUCGUUGCUCCAGCGUGCCUCUAUAUAUCAUCACAUGUCAAUAUAUAUAUCGAAUAGAUGCCAUGUUUACCCGC